GCGGAGGAGGCGAAAUAACAGAAAAUACCCGUACAUUAGCCCACCGGUGGUUUGAACAAGAAGGUGUUUGUAAAAUAUUCAGUAUAAUUUUUUAGGUUUCCGUAGUUUCAGUAAAUUUAUAAACUCAGUGUAUCCUGCUUCUGUUCGAGUUUCCGCAUUAUUCCGGAAGUUAGCGAACUAGCAUCCGCUAACUCGUCCUCCUCGUCGAGACAGCGACCGCCAUUACAGCUAGUUUCUUCCAAACCCUUAGAAAGAUAUUUUGUUUAACUUGUUUACUGUGCAAAAAGACGGUAAUUUAUCAUUUAACUCACAACACAUCACUAACGUGCUGAUUAUAUUCUCGAAGCAGUCGCUUUUUGUUCGCUUUGUGAGUGCGGGGUGUGUUUAGCCGGCGGGUAGUAAUGGCCGACCUCCUCACUGUGUACGAUGACGGAGAGUCCAACACGUUUAUCGACUGCACGAUUUGUGACAAAAGAAUAAGAGGGGAUACAAACUAUAAGAUCCAUCUGACCACUUUACAGCAUCUGAAGAGGGAGCGAGCCCUAGCUGAUAAGGGCCUCAUCCCAAAGCCAGUCCCACUGCCACAGUGGACCAGUAUCAAAGAGUACUUGACGUACCUGAAUCUUAAUGAGCCCAUUAUUGGGCUUAGUGCCUUGGUACAAGAUGAGGAUUUUUUCUCGAAUGAUGGCAGAGCCGUGUUGCGGUACAGGUGCAGAUUGUGUGCAGUCCAGAUGGACCUCUAUGACAUGACCACUCAUGUAGUGGGUCGCAGACACCGGCAGAAAUAUUUGGAGCGAAAUAGGCCAGACUUGGUGACAUGGGAAAAGACUUCCGAGAAGCAAGCAGGUGUUGUUGCGAGGGCCAAGGCUGCAAUGGUAGAAAAGCAAGAGGGAUGGGGAAACCCAGUGCCACUCAUCAGAUCAGAAAAAGGAAGAUCACUGAGAAAUCGAGCAUAUGAUGGAGCAGCACAUAACCGUCUGUCUGAUGCUCGAGGAAGAGCCUCUUCUGGGCAAGACAGGAGAGAGCAAAACAUCUACAAACAAUCAUAUAGAGAGGGUGAUGCUUAUGUGAGGCCAUCUCAUUAUCAUGAGGAUAACCAAUAUGACCAGUCAUCAUUUAGAGAAGAUGUCACUUACCGCUCGUCCAGUUCAGGGGAUAACCGAUAUGAUGCACCAUAUUCUCAAGAUGGUGGGCAGGGAAGGUCCUAUCGAGAGAGAGAUUACAUGGAUAGACCUUAUCGGGAAGAUGAAACGAACAUGGCGACUUUUCCAGGCGAUGGGAAUCGCGAUCGACGAUAUGCGGACAAAGAUGUUCCACAGUCUUGCCAUGAUGAAUGGUACCCAGAAACAAAUUCCAGCAGAGAGCCAUAUAAAAGUAGAGAAGGCGAUGAUUAUUAUCAUGGCAACAUUUCAGAAAACAGGUUUGGGGAGUCCGGAAUGGACUAUCAAGAGAGUAGGAGGAUGCAAGAGCCGAUGUACACGUCACAGCAUGAAACAGGAUCCAGCAUGGAUGAAAGGCAGCGGCAGAGCAGAAGCUUGUCGUAUACAGAGAAAGGAAGGGAACGUUUCCAGGAUGUGGAUGAAAGGCGUGGAUCUUAUGAGAUGGAAGGCUAUAACAAAAGAGAAAGGUACUACUCAACUGAAGAUGAUGUGCCUGCAAAAAAGAAAAGGAAGAGCAGAUUCUCUGAUGCCUCACCACUAGAGAUGGCGCUUGCACAGAAGAGCCAAAUUGAUGAAAUGAUUUUAAAAUAUAAACAGAAAGGAAGAGCAGGUCCCACAAAGAAUCAGGCCUCUGGAUACAGCAUGGAUUCAUCUGUAACUCCACGUAUGGAAAAUGUUUUGGAUGUCCUGAAUGACAUCCAGAUCGAGAAUGUGCAAGAGGCUAACUUCUUAAAGGAUAAGUUAUGCACCCUUCUUAAAGAGUUCCAGUCCAGUAAAGUUCAACGCUCUCAGGUCCAGGUUUCACAGACUUCCACAGAUUUCACAGACAGUUAUCACAGUGGUAGCAAAAUGGAGCAACGCAGAGAGAUGCCGGAAUCAAGACGUUUCGAUGACCAAGGCUUUCAGGAGCCUGCAAGAUACGAUCGUGACUUGCAGGGUCCCAGGGAAUAUUUAAAUACAAGGCAUGUUGAAGAAGAUCCAAAAAUCAUGAGGCAGAACAGAGGUCUUGAAGAGCCUGAAUACCAGUGGGAUCCUUACAGAGGUGGCUCAGCUGGCCGAUCUGAUGAACGCAUGGCUCGCCAUACAGAUGACAGAAGAGAUUACCGAGAGGGUGCUUGGAAUUCCAGACCUCUCAGAGAGGAAGAAAGGGUCUAUACUGAGGAACAUCGCUAUCAGCAUGACUAUCGUUCUGGUGGCGAUCUCUAUGACCCGUUUGAGCCUUCAUCAUCUCCACCUAUGGAAUCGACCUCCUCCACUCUUGACAAGCUUGCCUCCACACUCCUGGAACUGGUGGCACGCAAAACAAAUUAAACGCACCCUUGGAAUCAGUAUGUUAUGAAUGAUUUGUGUAGUAAUGCUUUAGAUGUUCAGUCUUGUUUGCAUUUGUUAGUUUAACCCUAGACAAGCUUUUUAAGAUGACGCUUUUUUUUUUAAGUUUAUGUAGUACUGAUGGGUGUGCGAAACGGUGGUAAUAAACGUUUUUUGUUCCUCACUUCUGGGUUCUUUUUCACUGAAAUUCACUCAAAUGUGGCAGCCAUCAACAACGUAUAACUUGGUGAGUUAUAUUUUAGGCUACAACAUAUGGGGGAAAAUGUUCUUGUCUUUUCACACACUUUUUUAGUAGUACCAUUUUUCCUCUGGCAAAUUGUUUCAAUUAUUGGCACCUUUAGAGUUUGCCACAAUAUUAAGCUUUUCCCUGUGAAGUGAUUUGUGCAUGUGGACUGUCCCGUUUACUUCAGCCGAUAGGCUUUCAGUAGGAAUGAAGGGAAAGAAUUAGUUAUUAAACCUGCAAAAUGGUGUGCCAUGGCUGAUAUUUUUGUUUAUAUUUGAGCUUAGUGUUCAGAAAUAACACGUAGUAAUUUUUUAGUCAUUCAGUGAUGUUUGCAUUUGUUAGUUUAAUCCUAGAAAAAGCUUUUUAAGAUAAGAUGAUGCCAUUUGUUCAUUUUAUGUAGUACUGAUUGGUGUGCAAAAUGGUGGUAAUAAACAGUCUUUGUUCCUCA
Messenger RNA from Neoarius graeffei (lesser salmon catfish), 3160 nucleotides. RefSeq lists its product as uncharacterized. The transcript is spliced from 13 exons. Lineage: Eukaryota; Metazoa; Chordata; Actinopteri; Siluriformes; Ariidae. The coding region runs from base 402 to 2471 and encodes 689 amino acids. The record is from RefSeq and is a predicted model, not a curated record.